Molecule: messenger RNA, 498 nt
Organism: Vigna angularis (adzuki bean)
Lineage: Eukaryota; Viridiplantae; Streptophyta; Magnoliopsida; Fabales; Fabaceae
Product: transcription factor TCP23
Exons: 1
Coding region: 1-498 (165 amino acids)
Cellular component (GO): nucleus
Molecular function (GO): sequence-specific DNA binding; DNA-binding transcription factor activity
Source: RefSeq, a predicted model, not a curated record
AUGGAUUCAGUGAAUAACAUCAGUAUAGUAGAGAGGGAAUAUGAAUCUUUUUCAGCUAAUGAAGGUUCUUCAAUGGUGAGAAACAAAAGACGUUCUUCUAGGGGCAUGAAGGGCGACCGCCACAUCAAGGUGAAUGGGAGAGACCGUCGAGUUCGCCUAUCAGCAAUAUGUGCUGCUCGUAUCUUCCAACUCACCCGUGAGCUAGGCAAGAAAACCGACGGUGAAACCAUCGAAUGGCUCUUACACAAGGCUGAACCCGCCAUUGUGGCCGCCACUGGCACCGGCAUUGUGCCUUCCAUCAUGUCCUCGGUGGACAGUAACGCCACCUUCAUGGCCAACACCACCACCACCAACUUGGUGCCACUAGACACAAUUACUGCUCAGGAUUCCAACUUAGUCACCGUUGCUGCGGUUGCAAGGACAGAACAGCCCAUCCCCCCUUUCCAUUUCGACUUUGAGUGGAUGCAACAUUCCGAUUUAGGAUUUCGUGACAAUUAA